AGUUGUUUUCCGGGUUGAGCCGCAGUGCAUACUGGGACAUGUUCUGUCCAGCGGGCAGCGUUGGCGCGUUAUUUUGAAACGAAAGAUGGAGCUAAUACGCGCGUUUCAGUUAUUAAAAUUAAACAGCGUUUCUGAAGCCUGGGUGGAUGCAGUGUGGGAUUUUGAGUUUACCCACACAGACCCUCUGGACCCUGUUAUUGAGGAGGAGAUAAAGGAAAACCCUGAUGUUUUCAAAACUGUUUACAUGCAACUGCUGCCCUUCUCCACUGAUGAUAAUGAUGACAACACACAGAGCGUCUGGGUCGUGUUUGGUGAGAAUGGUGUCUCUCCAAAAGCUUUGGUGGCUGUUCUUUCCUAUUUCAUUCUUAGUGCUAAAGGCAAAAGUCCCAGUCUUGAGCAGAGACAGUGUGGUCUACAGGCAGCUUCUCUGUAUUUGUUGCUGCUGAAAAUACCAGGGAGUGUUGCGAAUAAAGUGUACCAUCAGAUCCUCUUUGAUACCUGUCUAAACAUGCCACUGAAAUGCUGGCCACAAGACUCUGGCAGGAAACGAAAGAAAGAGUCAGUGAAAAGCUCCCAGGGUGAUCCUAAAAGUGGAAAACGAUCCAAACCUCCCAAAAAAGUAUCAGAGGAGAUGGAAAUUGACGGUGAUGAAGAUGAUGAAGAGGAGGCGAUGUACUUUUCUGCACAGGACUUGCUAAAAAUAAGAGAAGAUAUUGUAAUGCUGGUUCGUGCACUCCUGAGACUUUUAGAGAAGUUUUCUCUUAAAGACAAACCUCAGAGUACUGACAGCUGUGUUCAGCUUUUCACUGAACUUACUAACUUUGAACCAGUCAUCGGAGAUCUGUCAUUCUCUCAGGGAAGAAAUGUUGACCAGUUAGAGAGCUUACCUGAGCUGGCCUAUCACGGACUGGGCAUUCUCUGCUCAGCCAUUCAUGGUGAAGGAGAUGAGUGCCGUCGUCGAGUGUUUCGAAAGCUUCUGUAUGUGAUUUUGAUGAUGAAAACACAAGAGCGGUCAAAGCCGUGUCUUCUUGCCUCAUCUCAGGCAGUCCACAGUGCCAGAGACCAGGCUAUCCGUUUUAUUAGCCAUAUCAUUGAUGAGCAGAGGGAGGCCACAUUGCCACUUUUACGAAUUCUUGUGCAACACAUUUGUCAUCAGAUGGUCGAGAAGUCUGAAUAUCGAGCCAGUGGAGCACAGGCUGUCGGGAAGUUGAUGGCUAAGAUGCCGUGUCAGGACUAUGCAGCUCUUGUUAAGUGGAUCCAUAACUACUCUCGAAACAACAAGGUUGCCUUCCGAAUGUUUGCGCUGGAUGUGGCCAUGGUCCUUCUGGAGCAGGACGAAAGGGACGUGGAUGACACUGUGGACCCUGGGUUGGCUGUGUAUUUGUCUCACAGGUUCCUAGUGCACAACAUAGUUUAUGGUCAUCGUAACGAUGUCUCGCCCUCAGUCAGAGGUCACGCGCUCCACUGCCUUGCCCAGUGUCUGGAGCUACGCUCCCAGAAUGCCACGAAAUGUGUCCAUGAGCUCUUCUCCAACACAGGUUCUCAGACUAUGCUGGAGACAGGCCGAUCUGAACAAACUCUGAAGAGAGGAGAGACGGGCCAGAAAACGGCCAUGACCUUCAGAACCAUUGAACUCACGAAGCACAAAAGCAUCACCACGACCCAUAGGAGUGAUAUUAGCGCAUCCUUACAGAAUGAUGACACUGUGACUCUGUUUAAAAAGCACGUCAGUGACCCAAAAACAAAUGCAAGGAAAAGUGCAUUGGAGACUGUCAUGAGUCUGCUGAAGCAUGGGGUGAUCUCAUGCAGUGCAGAGAACCUAAGUAUCCUGUCAGAUCGUUGCAGGGAUCCUGCUGUCUCAGUAAAGAAGAAAGCCAUGCAGUGCCUUAUGGAUCUCCUCGCUGCUCUGUCUGACAAUAUGGAUGUGCAGGAGGCGUGGCUGAGAGGAGUUUUGCCAGCUGUCAUUGACUCCGAGAGCUCUGUGCAGGAAAAGGCUCUAGAGUGCCUGGACCUUGUCAUCCUAACACACAUUAAAAGUCAAGGCAAAUAUCAUCAUAACGACACCUCACAGAGACUUGCCUGGGACUUGCUGGGUCUAAUGUGUGAAAAGUGUGAAGACCUCAGCCGGUAUUUCAGCAAAGCUUUCAGCGUAUGGUCUUCCCAGCAGAAGUUUACUCCUGCCUUUGUGAACGGUCUGCUCUCGCACACAGAGGGAGAGAGGGCUGCUGCCGCCUGGCUGCUGUUAGCCAAAAUUGCAAGCUGCUCUCCUAAACUCAAUUACGGCACCGUGUUAGAGACCUGGGAGAAGACAGUCAGUUCACCAGUUACUUCAGUUUCAAUGACCUGCCAUAUCUUGAGCGUUAUGGGUGACAUUUCUUCUAAUCUCAACGAAGACACCAAGAACAGAGUAGUGGAUGAUCUGCUAGGCUGGUUGAAGACUUUUAGCCUGCCUUUGGAGGUUAUCAGUUCCUGUGUGGAUACUCUACUCAGAUUUGGAAAAUCUGAGAAUGCACAGGACACACUGAGGUUUCUGGACCGUUUCUGUGGAGAGCUGGUCUCAAUUUGUGAGGCAUAUCUGUCCAGUGUCAUUCUAAAUGAGAACGGGGCUGAGAACAUCAAUGUAGAUCUUCUGGUGAAACAUCUUUUUACACUCGGUGUCGCUUCUCUACAUUGCCCUUCUAAAGUGGGGAAGAGAAUUUUUCUUCUGGUUCAGUCCAUUCUCACUCCCUGUGAGCAGCAAGGUCAUGUUGAAGGUGAUGAGCUGCCCACUAGUCAGCCUCUGUCACAGUUCAAACCCAAUUCCAUGCCCACAGUGGUGCGAGCACAUGCUGUUAUUGCAUUAGGUAAGUUAUGUCUGCAGCACGAGGAGCUGAUGUUGAAGUAUCUGCCGGUGUUUGCGCGGGAACUGGAGGUGGGCACAGAGCUAGCUGUGCGCAGUAACGUGGUGGUGGUCAUGUGCGAUCUCUGCGUGCGUUACACCAACACGGUGUCGCGAUAUAUCCCCAAUAUAUCAGCCUGCCUGAGAGACAAAGAGCCCAUCGUCAGAGAGCAGACCCUUAUUAUGCUCACCAACUUACUGCAGGAGGAGUAUGUGAAAUGGAAAGGUGCACUGUUUUUCCGCUUCGCUGUUGUUCUCGUGGACCCUGAUCCUACCAUUGCAGAUCUCUGUGAGUACUGCCUGGUAGAUCUCCUGCUUAAAAAGAGUCCACUCAUGUUUUCCCAGCACUUCAUUGAGUGCAUUUUCCACUUUAACUCCUAUGAGAAACACAAGAAAUAUAAUAAAUUCCCUCAAACUGAGAGUGAAAAAAGCAGGUUUUCUCUGAAAGGUCCUCAGAAUCAAGGCAAGCGUUUCAGGAUCUACAAGUUCCUGUUGAAAAACUUUACUGAUGAGCAACGCUUCAAUAUCACAACCAAACUCUGCCAGGAUAUCCUGGCCAGUUUUGUUGAUUCUGACCUCCCUCUGGACUCGGACGGCUCUGAGUUGCUUGCUGACACAUUUGAUGUCCUCUCCCUGAAGGAGAUGAAACUGACAGCCAUGAGUGGCCCAGCAGCAGGAGAGGAACCUCAGGAGGAUGAGAUGGCCAUGGCUAAAGCUGUUUUACAAGUGGCCCAGAAAAAGCUGGUCUCACAGGUCCAGAAGAGGAACUUUGUGGAGAAUGUUAUUCCUAUCGUCAUUAGUCUGAAGAAUAUGCUGGAAGAGCAUCACUCGCCUGUUAUCAAACACCUUAUGGCCUACCUACAGGUGACCAUGCAGGACUAUCGUUCAGAAGUAAAGGAGCUGUUUGCUGGUGAUGAACAGUUGGCUGCAGAGGUGGAGUAUAACCUGAAGCACUUUGAAAAGCAGAAACAACAACAAGAAGAACAGCAGAUGGAAAAGCAACUGGCCAGCUUCACAUUAUCUCCCAAUAGAAACGGUAACACUGUGGCUUCUCCUGCCCAGGCAGCAAAUCAGUCAGAUUUUGACACGCGUACUCAAGCUACAAAGGGACCUGCGCAAACCCCUAAAUCUGCUGAUGCUUUAAGGCGACGUACUUUUGCUGGCAUGGUGACCCCUGUCAGAAGACAUACUUCCUUUACAGUGAAUUCAACAGGACGAGCAAAACAGGCUGGGAGAGCCAUUAGUACUCCACAGGUGAGCAUCAACGAAGUGACAUUUGGAGAGCAAGUCAGUGCUAUCUGCAGUGAAUCUGGAAAAGGCAGUAAGGAUGUGGAGGAAGAAGAGAGCAUUUUACAUCUGAUGUCACCUGAGCAACAAAAACCAGUGCCUAGGCAGUGGAAUGUGGAAUCUCCUCUUGUCCAAAAAACGCGAACUAGAAAAAGGUUGUAAACAUGCAUAUAUUGUAAUAUGAUUAUUCCUUUUUUGGAAGUAUUGUUGGACAAUACUUUCAAUGCCUUUUAUGUAUCAUCAGAUUCUCCUCUAAAGUGUGUUAUAUUGUCGGAAAGUAUCUACCUUAACUAGCCAUCUGCAUCAUUGGUGAAGGGUUAUACUUUGUAGGAUUUACCUGCUCUAUAUUUUUAAACCGCAAUGAUGUGCUGUAAAUCAUUGAUAAGUGAAACAUAAAUAUUAAAAGAAAA
Molecule: messenger RNA, 4575 nt
Organism: Misgurnus anguillicaudatus (oriental weatherfish)
Lineage: Eukaryota; Metazoa; Chordata; Actinopteri; Cypriniformes; Cobitidae
Source: RefSeq, a predicted model, not a curated record